Messenger RNA from Pyrus x bretschneideri (Chinese white pear), 738 nucleotides. Its product is annotated as class I heat shock protein-like. Bases 121 to 546 code for a protein of 141 amino acids. The transcript has a single exon. Gene Ontology annotation, biological process: protein folding; protein complex oligomerization; response to salt stress. The record is from RefSeq and is a predicted model, not a curated record. NCBI's taxonomy places the organism in Eukaryota, Viridiplantae, Streptophyta, Magnoliopsida, Rosales, Rosaceae.
AUCCAUCCAACUCCAUAACUCCAUAUAUAUAUAAAUCUCUCCUGCAACCAAAUUAAUCAGCAACACCAGCAAACUAAUCUCUUCCUAAUCAUCGAUCUUAGCCUUUGCUAAUCAUACAAAAUGUCACUCAUUUCCCAAGUGUUUGGCGAUGAAAUAUUCGACCCAUUUCUCUCCAUGGUCAACAAGUGUCCUGUCCUCAACACCCCAACUGACUGGAAGGAAACCCUAGACGCCCAUGUGUUUGUUUUCGACCUUCCGGGGCUGAAGAAGGAGGAGGUCAAGGUGGAGGUUACUGAUGGAAGAGUGCUCCAGAUAAGUGGCGAGAGGAAUGAAGAAGAAAAAGAUGAGAAGAGUAAGGAUCGUAAAGAUAGGUUUCACCGUGUCGAACGUUUCCGGGGCAAGUUCCUAAGGAGGUUCCGGCUGCCGGAAAAUGCCAAGACAGAUGAAGUUAAGGCAUCUAUGGAGAAUGGGGUUCUAAAGGUCACUAUUCCCAAGCAUGAAGUUCAAAAACCUCCAAAGAAGGUUAUUCAGAUUGAAGGAAAUUAAUUAAACGAUAGUUUCACAGAUAAUCAUGUGACAAUGUGUGAUAAUAAAAUGUUUCGUGUGUGGUAAGCGUGGUUUUUUGGUUUUCAGUUGAACUUUAAUUCGGAGAGAGAAGUCUUACUGUUUUAAUGAACUUAGCUACGUCUAAGUCUGCGUAUGAUGUGUGGUUUUUAAUAAAAUGUGAUAGUUUGUGCA